Molecule: messenger RNA, 1659 nt
Organism: Exophiala aquamarina CBS 119918
Lineage: Eukaryota; Fungi; Ascomycota; Eurotiomycetes; Chaetothyriales; Herpotrichiellaceae
Exons: 3
Coding region: 1-1659 (552 amino acids)
Biological process (GO): transmembrane transport
Molecular function (GO): transmembrane transporter activity
Source: RefSeq, a predicted model, not a curated record
AUGCAGGAGCGCCAUGAGCUCGAGGAGGAGCUCCAUGUCGAACUACUUCCUGGUACUGAAAUUAUGGCCGAUAUUGGGUCGCACCAUUUCAUCAAGAGUACCGGGAAAGCACACAGAGUCCUGGUGCCACAGCCGUCUGAUAGCGCCCACGAUCCUUUGAAUUGGUCGUUGGGUUGGAAGAUCUCGGCCAUCGUCUCAGCCAGUUUCGUUACCUUCAUGCAAGGCUUUGGUCCUUUGUCUCUGGCUCCUAUGUUUGGCGACUAUAUCGAAGCAUUUGAUUGUUCGCUGGCGGACGCUGUCCAGUUUACCGGUGUUGCCAUUCUUGUUCUCGGUUUCAGCAACUUCAUCUGGGUUCCUCUCAGCACUUCCUUCGGUCGCCGUCCGGUUUACCUCUUUUCUCAGCUCGUCUGCCUCGGUUCCUCCAUAUGGCGAGCUCGAGCUCAAACAUACGGCAGUUUCAUGGGUGCUUGUGUUCUGAACGGCAUCGGGGCUGGUCCUGCAGAAACAAUACAACCUGCUGUUAUUGCUGACAUCUUCUUCCUGCACGAUCGGGGAAAGUGGAAUACUUUAUACUGGGUGGUGUACAUGGGAUCCCUAAUGAUUGCACCCAUCAUCUCUGGUGCCAUGUCACUCCACGUUGGCUGGCGCAAUUUCUGGUGGCUCAACACUGCAUUGCUCGGCCUCUCAAUCGUCAUGGUGGUCUUCAUGUUUCCAGAGACCAAAUGGAAUAGACAAUUCUCUCCUGAAGUUCCUUCCCAUCCCUCCCCUGAGGAUCAAAAGCCCAACGCCGAGAACAAUGAAGAGCUGAAGACCAGCUCGGCAAGGAACCCCCACUCGGACUCCAUUGCCACCGCUCCGAAUCCUCUCACAGAGACCGAGACCGCAACUCGUGAUCCAUGGCUGGGACGGGGUAAGCCCAGCAAGGCACAAUGGGGCCUAUAUACUCCAAAUCCUAAUCCAAUCAAGAGCGUCCUCCUUGAUCUGUGGAUUCCAUGGAAGCUAUUUGCAUUCCCCAUUGUCGAAUUCGCUAGUUUUGUCGUCAGUUGGAGCUGCUCAUCGUUCUUGACACUGAACUUGACUCAGACCCAGGCUUUUGCCGCUCCACCGUAUAACUGGAGCAAUCAAACAAUUGGUUUCACCAAUUUUGCCAUUUUGGCCGGCGCAAUGAUCGGCCUGUUCACUGCGGGCCCAUUCUCGGAUUGGAUAGCUUCCAAACUUACGGUGAAAAAUCGGGGUAUUCGCGAGCCUGAAAUGAGACUCGUCGCCAUGAUUCCUUAUAUUGUGAUCAUGUACCUCGGAAAUAUCAUUGUUAGCGUCGGGUACGAGAAACAAUGGCCCUGGGAAGCAAUUGUUAUUAUCGGGUAUACCUGCGCAGGCAUCCAGGUGGCGGCUAUUCCAGGCAUUGUAUCCACCUAUGCCGUUGAUAGCUACAAGCCAGUUGCGGGCAGCUUAUUUGUCGCCAUAACUGUUAACAAGAAUGUUUGGGGUUAUGGCUUCAGCAAGUUCAUCACCGAUUGGAUCAUCGAGGACGGCUAUAUCCCACCGAUCAUGACAAAUGCAUCACUUAUUCUCUUGUGGUGUUUGUUUGGUAUCCUCUUCUACUACAAAGGCAAGACUUUCAGGAGAUGGUCAAAGAACAGCUCUGUGCACAGCAUGUGA